CUGGAUCAGGUGUCAACCGGACUACUAUCAGUAUCCUACAGGAAGGAUACACAUUUCUUUAAUUUUAACGCUUUUCCUUCUUUUCCGGCCGUUUGGGUGAAGGCACUGGGGUGAUUUAUUAUUUUGUUAAAGGGACUACGCUGAAAAAGAGAAAACGGUUUUUGUUUCGGGAACAUCAACGCUCCGUAACUGUGCAUGUUACUGCUGUAAUUUGAUAUAAACUACAUAGAUUGUUAUUUCUCUUUUAUUUCCGAAUGUCUGUACGGAUUCAAAGUCAUAACUUGGCGCAGGUGUAGUUGAAGGCUAUGUGGCGUGAUCGUGUAGCAUUCCAAACAAUGUUUCCCGAUAAGUCUGCCUUUCCUGUCCGAAGCGUGGAGAGUUGAGGAGAGAGGCGAGCCCCCAGAAUAUGAUCUCACGGAGCGAGAAUGCGAGGAGCCAUGAGCUGGUCGGGUUCCCACGGCGGGCUGAGAUGCUCUGGGUCCGGGAUUAACCUGCUCUACCUCUCGCUGCUGCUCUGGAGCUCCUGCUCUGGCAUGGACGGACUGGCUGAUUUCUCAAAAUACCUGUCCCGGAUCAUAACCAGUCACUCUGUGCUGGCGUGCGACGGGCAGCAGUUGCGUCUCUACUGUCCACGCCACUCCACCAUCUCUAUCCAGUCGGCGUUUUACGGACGCGCCGACGCAAGGCUCUGCACCAACGACAACGUGACGCCUGCGGUCGUCAGAGCGGCAAACUGCAGCUGUUCAGCGUUUACUACCCUACAGAAGUUACUGUCAGAGUGUCAGAGCCACAGAGACUGUCAGCUACCUGUCAAUCACCUGGUGUUUGGGCCCGACCCCUGUCCUGGGACCAUCAAGUACCUCCACGUCACCUACAAGUGUAAACCUACUGAGCAUAAGAGCAGUGUGGUGUGUGAGGGAGAGAAGCUGACGUUACACUGUAAGCCUCCCAGAGUGCUGAUCAUCUAUACAGCUGUUUAUGGUAGGGGUCUGGGUCACACCUGUCCCUCACAGGACAGAGGAACACCCCCGUUUGAGUGUUCGAACCACAAUGCGGUUCACACGCUGUCACAGAGGUGCUACAGCAAACAGAGGUGUGUUGUCGCCGUAGACAACCAGACCUUCAGAGACCCCUGCUACCCUGGAACCAGGAAGUACCUGACUGUACUUUACUCCUGUGUACCACAGAUGAUUCUGCAGGAAGCAGACCCAGGUCUUCUACUCAGAACCACCUCACACCCCAAAGCUGACCCCGGUCCUCCCCCAGCUGACCCCGGUCCUCCCCCAGCUGACCCCGGUCCUCCCCCAGCUGACCCCGGUUCUCCCCCAGCUGACCCCGGUCCUCCCCCAGCCCACCCCGGUCCUCCCCCAGCCCACCCUGGUCCUCCCCCAGCCCACCCUGGUCCUCCCCCAGCCCACCCUGGUCCUGCAGACGUGGCUGUCUAUCCUAAGGGCUCCAGAACACCAGGAAACACAGGAGUCAUGAUGAGUAACUCUGUUAUGACUUACUCCUAUAUUAAAGAGCACCCAGAGACUGCAGCGUUGCUGUUCACCUCCAGUGUGUGUGUUGGUCUGCUACUCACCCUGCUGGCUGUGUCUAUCAGACUGACCUGUAGGGGGCUCCGCCACACACACAAAACACACGCACACAGAAAACACACACGCAGGAGCCAGGAAGAGGAGGAGGAUGAUGAUGAUGAUGACGACGAAGAAGAGGAGGAGAUGACUGACUGCUCGCUGCUGUCGGACUCAGACAGGCAGCUGGCUUACUGCUGGGAGGAAGUGAGCUACAGGACAGCGGAUGCGGAGAGGGUAGAACGCACGGAGAGGAGAGACAUGGUGAUACAGGAGAUAUGGAUGAACUCUGAUCUCUACGGGACGUCCUGAUCUGGACCAGACUCCUUAUUUACCACUCAGUUACACAGCUGGAGUAAACCAGACUCCUUAUUUACCACUCAGUUACACAGCUGGAGUAAACCAGACUACUUAUUUACCACUCAGUUACACAGCUGGAGUAACAGGACCAGACUCCUUAUCUACCACUCAGUUACACAGCUGGAGUAAACCAGACUCCUUAUCUACCACUCAGUUACACAGCUGGAGUAAACCAGACUCCUUAUCUACCACUCAGUUACACAGCUGGAGUAAACCAGACUCCUUAUCUACCACUCAGUUACACAGCUGGAGUAAACCAGACUCCUUAUUUACCACUCAGUUACACAGCUGGAGUAACAGGACCAGACUCCUUAUUUACCACUCAGUUACACAGCUGGAG
This is a messenger RNA of Salmo salar (Atlantic salmon), 2274 nucleotides long. The record is from RefSeq and is a predicted model, not a curated record. NCBI's taxonomy places the organism in Eukaryota, Metazoa, Chordata, Actinopteri, Salmoniformes, Salmonidae.